Temnothorax curvispinosus is the source of this 2189-nucleotide messenger RNA. Its product is annotated as acetyl-coenzyme A transporter 1. Gene Ontology annotation, molecular function: acetyl-CoA transmembrane transporter activity. The record is from RefSeq and is a predicted model, not a curated record. Gene Ontology annotation, cellular component: membrane. Bases 480 to 2054 code for a protein of 524 amino acids. The transcript is spliced from 9 exons. Lineage: Eukaryota; Metazoa; Arthropoda; Insecta; Hymenoptera; Formicidae.
UAAUAAGGGGCAACUGGGGGCAACGUGGCUGAACGUGGCAACGCGACGGUGUUUGGAGCAAGAGCAGUCAGCAGUUUCAAGUUCUCGUCGUCGUCGUGCGAGCUGACGCUUCGCUUCCCUUUCCGACGGCGUUUCCGUCGUCGCGAUGUCGAUGUAAGAAGCGAGGUGGAGAACGGAAUUUAACGUCGCGAACUGUCAUUUCGGCGUUUCGUUUCGUUUCGCGAGCGUAAAACCGCGGCUGGCAGCGACAGGUUAUGUAUCCCGCGGUGAUCGCGUCGUCAACGACGACUCGGCCAGCGUAAGUCACUCGCUCGUUCGUCGUCGAGAAUCUCAGAUCGUCGUCGACGGGGUACCCGACAUCCUGUCGCGCGUUCCGCGAUAUGCGGUGACAAGUGGAUUCUAACCUAAUCGGCGAUAACCUUGAAAAAUCACGUCCAGCGGUGCGCGAGCGGUGAGUAUUCGUUGCUGAUCGACUCCGUAUGGAUGUCAAUAUGAGGAGGAAGCUGGAAAAGAGGCACCGGAUGGCGGAGGACGGCGCCGUCGACUCGAGCAACGUCCAGGAGCCCUCCGAUCUGCGAGGGGACGAGAAGAGCAUCGCGAUCCUGUUCUUCUUGUACCUGCUGCAGGGUAUCCCGUUGGGGUUGUGCGGCUCGAUCCCUAUGUUGUUGCAGAACCGAGGGGUUUCGUAUCGGCAACAGGCAGAAUUUAGUUUCGUGCAAUGGCCAUUUUCGUUGAAGCUCUUUUGGGCGCCCAUAGUGGACUCCAUUUUUUCCCAAAAGUUUGGAAGAAGAAAGACCUGGUUGAUUCCCACUCAGUACUUGAUGGGCAUAUUCAUGCUCCUCUUGUCGAAUUAUGUAGAGCACUGGUUGGGCAAAGAGCACGAAAAGCCCAACAUCGAGAUGUUGACUGCGUUAUUCUUCUUCCUGAAUGUGCUCGCCGCGACUCAGGACAUUGUAGUAGAUGGAUGGGCGCUCACGAUGCUUAAAAGGUGCAACGUCGGAUAUGCGUCUACGUGUAACAGCGUCGGCCAAACGGCGGGCUACUUUAUUGGAUAUGUUUUGUUUAUCUCGUUGGAGUCCGCUGAAUUUUGUAAUAGUUACUUAAGGUCGACCCCUUCUGAGGAAGGCAUACUGACUCUGCCUGGAUUUUUAUAUUUCUGGGGCUGGACGUUUAUUGUUACGACAACGUUCAUUGCGUUGUUCAAGCAUGAGGAUAAGGGCAGAGUUUCAAAGGGCGAAGAGCUAAAUAUGGAUAUUAAACAUGCAUACAAAUUACUGUGGGACAUAGUUAAAUUACCAACCAUAAAGACCACAAUUAUAUUUCUCUUAACUGCGAAGAUCGGGUUUUCAGCAUGCGACGCUGUAACCAGUUUAAAGCUCAUAGAAGCCGGUUUUCCUAAAGAGAAAUUUGCUUUUAUGGCCGUGCCCAUGAUACCGUUACAAAUAAUUUUGCCGUUAAUAAUCUCGAAAUAUACUGCUGGGCCCAGACCUAUGGACGUUUACAUGAAAGCUAUGCCCUAUAGGUUAGCUUUCGGCUUGAUAGCAGCGUGUUUAGUGUGGAUUACACCGUUCCUUGUAGUCAAUGGACAUGUUCCAGCUUAUUAUUUUGUGAUAUUGAUAGGCAUCUACUUUAUACAUCAGAUUUCUGCAAGUAGUAUGUUCGUCGCAUCGAUGGCUUUCUUCGCGAAAGUGAGCGAUCCGGCAGUUGGUGGCACAUACAUGACAUUACUCAAUACUUUGUGCAAUCUUGGUGGAAAUUGGCCUGCCACUGCCGCGCUUUGGUUUGUCGAUCCUUUAACAUUCAGACAAUGCAGUACCGACUACGCAAAUGACUGUAGCACAAUUACGGAGCGAGAGCUUUGUGCGAAUACCAAUAACGGUGUUUGCGUUAUGCAGCUCGACGGAUAUUACAUAGAGAGCAUCCUCUGCUUAAUCAUAGGUUUCUCCUGGCUUAGGUGGGGUCGUAGAAAAAUUAAUAUAUUACAGUCGAAAUCAAUGUCCGCUUGGAAAAUCGUACUUACCCGUACCAACAGAUAUUUCAUAGAAGUUUUGUAAAACAGACGAAGACGUGUGUGCGACGCAUGUUCGCAGUUUCUAUUGUAAAUACAUCUAAAAGUAUUUUACGUACGCAUAAAGAACGCAUGACGAAUAUUUAACGCAGGAUGUUAAUAAAAGUUUUUCAUAUAAGAA